AUGCUGGCGUCGCCGAGCUGCUCGACCGAGCAUCUUCCACACCAGUUCUGCCAACAGCACUAUCCGGCGAAGAGCAUCUUGAGAGCUCCGCGACUCACCGCCGCUCCGAAGCAACUCUCGUUCGACGUGCCGCCUUCUCCAGCACCGUCGCCAAAGUCGAGCUGCGUCAGUGCUUCCGGAAGUUAUCACAUGUUCGAAAGGCCUGCCAGGAUCAGGAAUUCCAUGCAGUAUUCCUACAAGAAUUCGACGAGUCCCAACUCGUCCUACAUGACUGCACCGACUAUUUCCGGCUCGUCGUAUGGCGGCUUAGCGCGGAGAGACCCAUCGAUAUGGCGACUGUCCACGCUUCAACAGCGUUCAAACUCCGAGUCUAUGUUUCGCAACUGUCCGCAUGUGGAUCCUGGCGUUGCAAACGGAGGAAGAAGGAUGAGCAUGGCCUACUUGCCGACGAGGGAACAGGCUUUGCUUCGAAGGAUUCUCGGCCCUCAGGGCUUAAGCUGGAUCAGCACUGAUCGUGAGGGUUUUUUUCUCAUUGGAUAGUCUGAUAAUAACCAGCAAAAAUUUUUCUUUAAUCAUUGAGAAAUAGGUUUUUUUUGGAAGGGCCUUUAAAACCUUUAGCAAAUAGAUAUUUCAAGAACCCUUUGAGUUUUUGAGGGUAAGGGAUGGUCCUAUAACUUUGAACACAAUGAAAAAUUUUACUUUAUCCAGUUUUGAGCGUUUUGAGCCGAGAUAUACAUUUUUGAAGUUUGCAAUGACUAAUUUGACGCAAAUUAAGGAAAAAACAAUAUUUCGAGAACCCUGAGAGUUCUUGAGAGUACCUGAUGUUUCUAUAUAAAAAUGAUUCUCUGAACACGAUACAAACUUGACCUUACCCGAUUUUGGGCAUUUUGAGCCGAGAUAUGAAUUUUUGAAAUUUACAGUUUCUAUUUUGACUAAAAUUUGCGUCUUAAUGAGCUAAAAAUAUAGCGGAUAUUCGGCUGGAGCCCGGUGACCGUGCUCUUGGUGGAAGCUUUGUAAUGAGAGCAGCCACUUCGAGUGAAGACUCAACACGGACUUUAAAUUUGACACCUUCUCUUUCAUUAUUUUCAGUCUUGCUUUUCAGGUGAAACAGCGUCGCGAAAAUCUGUUUCGAUUGCCUAUUCGAAUGACUUAGAGGCAGGAGGGAAAAACGCCGGUUGCGGUGGAGCUUUCAAUGGCGAAGAUCCGACCACUCCUUUGAUGAAUAGUAAAGACGAAAACAGGUUAAUUCAGCUGAUUGAACGACUCAUUGAAAAAAUAUGCAAAGGCUGUGUGAAAAAAAUUUUUUCGCAGACUCGGAAAAAACAUUUUAUGUCCGAACUUUUUCGAAAAAUCCAUCAAUUAAUAGAGACAAUUCAUAAAUUAAUAAAGGACACUUACAGCCAAGAUUAUGAUUUUUUAGAAAUUAUCAAAUAACCUUAAAGUGAAGGUUUUUUCUUAAUUUGAGGUCUUCUUCAAGGUUUUUUGUGAACUCCGUUUUUCUAGCAAUAUCAAGCUCACAAUACUCCAAAACAUAUCGCAUGAAGUCGCACAACAUAAAUGUUGAAGGCUUACGUGGAAAAGUUUCAGUCUAGACUGACUGAGUUGAAACUUUCAGGGUUAACUUUUGAACAGUUCUUAAAAUCAUAUGGUCGGCAAGAAUGAUUGCUCCAUUCGAACUUUCAACAUCAACUUUUCGCUUUUCAGUGGCGGGAGGUUGAUAAAACGCGAACAGUUGCACGAGAAACGUCGAAUCGUUUGCGAUCGAGCUCUUUUCUUUGCCGUUCUAGGCAUUGGUAGGUGCAGUUUUUGAUUUUUUCGUUUGUUUUUUCUUUUCAAAUUUGUUUCGAUUCAUAUCUGUUACAGUUUUGAUGAUCGUGGAAAGCGAGUUACGUUCGGCCAUGGUCAUACGUCUUGUGAGCUAUUUUAUUAAAUUCUGGAAAUUUGAUUCGAUUUUAGGGUUCUUUGUACAGUAUUUCUCUGAGAGCGUGUAUUUUAACGACGACAGCUGCUCUAUUAUUUUUUGUCGGGUGUUUUCACUUUAUCGAGGUUCAGGUGAGAGUUCACUGCAAAAUGAAUAAAGUGCACAAAGACUUUUAGAACAACCUAAUAGAAAAUAUCAUACUAAACAUUGAUCAGUAUUUUCUUUUCUUUCUUCUUCAUACUUUUUCUUUUUUUUAUUCCUGUUUUUAUUUUUACUUUUCAAAUACAACAGUGGUACUUAGGUUUGGUAGUUUAUGCCAUAUUCAAGGUGAAUUCACUGAACUUAAAAUGGGCUAUCUCCUAGUGUACACCUCUAUUUGCAUGAGUUUUCGAAAACUUGAUUUCGAUUAUUUUUAGCUUUUCAUGAACGCAAACGCAGCAGAUGACUGGCUGGUAGCCAUUACAUUGAGAAGAUCGGUACAGGUUAGUCCUUUUUGAAUCAAUAAAAAGUCUCAAAAACCCUUUUACGUAUUUUCAGAGGAUUCCUUGAAUUUAAGAUCUACUUUCUCGAAAACUAGAGAGUUUUGCAGGGUGAGACUUUCAGAAUCUUCAUCUGAUAGAUCAAGAAGUGUUCUGGUCAACUAUAAGAAAAUUCCCAACCGCAAAGUUGAAUGACCUUCUUUGUUAGGAACACAGCAGAGCUUUAAAUAAUGAUUUUAAUAAUAUUGAAAAUACAACGAACAGUGAAAAAAAAACCCCCUCUUUUGAGGUCUCUUUCAAUGAACGCUUUAACUUUCAGGUAGUCAGCGAGUUACUGAUAUGUGUUUUGUGUCCGAUGCCUUUCGAGCUUUUCGGCUCUCGGAUAAUCGGAAAAUGGGUGAACUUUUCUCUUUCUUGUUUCCGUGAAAGGUGGUAAUUACUGGGUUGGACGGUUAGAAAUGGGUUUAUUGAUCCAUAUUUUAUUCGUAAGGUGGAAUUUGAAAAGAAAAAAAUUCUCUGUAUAAAUGUUAGUGAGAGAUCAUAUUUACAUUCGAAAAACCAUUUUUGAAUCUGCUGGGAAACGUUUUAUUGGCCACUAAAGAGGUUCUUCAAGGACUACUUAGAGGAUGCUAAAGUGACCACUAAAACGACCCCUAUAGAAGCAACUGUUUUGCGUUUUAUUGUUCACUGUAGGAAUUUUGAGUGGUGUUGUAGGACCAUCAAGACUUUUUUCUAAAGAGGUCACUAAUUUCUAGUCACAUGAGUAGCCACUUAUUCGACUACUACAGAGGCCACUGAAACUUCAAACUCCUGAAAUGACCACUCAAUAAUAACGUUCAGCUCCAAAAGGCUAUUGUAAAGUUUCAAAAUAGUGUUUCUGGUCUGAUAAUCGAAUAGCCUUUGAUUGAACACAUAGAAGAAUAUGUUUUGAUAUAAAACAUAGCCAUAGAAACUUCGGAAAAGAAUUCAAAAACAAUCAAAAAUGUCCUGAAGUGUUCAGUGAUCUCAGGAAUUCCAUUCAUGGGGGUCCCUUUAAUGGUUUUUCAAUUUCAUUCAAAAAACGCUUAAUUGUUCAGUUUUUCGCAUGGAAAUGUUUAUUCGCAUAUUUUUUAUGAAAAAUUUCCGAUAACUCAAUAACUAAAACUCCUAUAAAGUCCAUUUUUGCAAGCUUAAGUGGCCUCUACAGGGAACGCUCUAAAUGCCCCUGUGUUUGCCCUAAUAGGGAACACUUUGGAGAUCCUAAGAUUGGAGAGAUUUCAGACUCUCGAGCGCCUGAACGAGUUCCUUUCAAUCGUAAUGUUCUUCCGACUCUAUUGGGUUUGUCGAGUAAUGUUGCUUCAUUCUAGGUAAUCAAACUUUUUAUAGUCAUUUUUUUCCGAAUUGGAAAGUGAGGGAGGCGGGACGCGUAGCGUGUGCGCACGCGGUUUUUGACACGAGUUCAAUUUAACCGCCACCGACUAUUCGAAAAAGCUCGCUGUUCUACUAUUUUUCAAUGCAGACAUGAAAUGUUCUACUAUUUUUCAAUGCAGACAUGAAAAAAGGAUCAAUGAACACUUUUAAAAUAAAUGAAAAGAGCGAUAAACGAGCGGUUGAAUUGAACUCGUGCCAAGAACCGCGAACGCACACGCUACACGUCCCGCCGCCUGUCCCGCUUCCCUCGCCUUUCAAGUCGGGAAACAUUGACUAUAUUGCAUUUCUUAGAGUUAAUUUCGUUUUCAGGUUGUUCACUGACGCGAGUAGCCGUAGCAUCGCCGGUUUGAAUCGAGUCAAUUUCAACGCUCGGUUCAUUUUGAAAACUCUGAUGACGCUCUGCCCAGGUUCAAUUAAGUAUUAUGAAUGAAAUUGCGACGUUUCAUGAGAAUUUGCUAUACGCCCACAUUUUCUUUGGAAUGAUUUGAACCGGUUCCGCCGAGUAAUUCCAAAGCCUUGAUCCACAUUUAGUCCAAUGAAAUUAAUUUUUUUUUAAGAAAAAGAGAUAUGUAUUUUAUUUUAAUAAAUUUUCUAGGAAAGAUGUUGAUGAUUUUCACGGCGUCGUUGUGGGUCAUCGCUGGCUGGAUUUUGCGGCUUUGUGAAAGGUUUCCGCACUGUUUCAGAGAUGCCGCUAAAUAGUAACCAGGGGCUCUGCCUCAAUUAUUUCACUUUUUUUUUACAUUUAAUCGCUUCUCAACUGUUUUUUCUAUGUUUCUAUUUUUUAUAUGUUUUACUGAUGGUUUUUGCAAUACUAGCUCUUUCCCUUGAAGAUCAAAAAAAAAAGAAGUUGUUCUCGGAUAUCUUCCGGCAAAUUUAUAUUUGUCGAGUUUUAUCAGGAAUUUUUACGCUAAUUUAGAACUCCUGCCCAGCUACAUUCUUCUUUAGUAAGAGUUGGCACAACAUCGAAAUUUUCAUGUAACCCACGGUACAUUCUUUUUUUUAAAGUUACUACUGAAAAAUAUAAAUGCUGCAAAAAGUAAAUCGUUAAAUACAUCAAAAAUUAGAAUAAAAAAACAAAAAGACUGAACUGGAGCCCCCAAGGCGCGUCCAAUAGUUUCUCUGCCGCAUGCUAUUUCGUCGUUUUCUAGCAGUCUGAGUGUGAAGAAACAUCAUGCGGCAGGGGAAGUUUUGAGCUCCCAUUCAGAGGAAUCAAUUAGAUGUAAAAAAAUUUCUAUAUGAGGUAAAAGGGCUCACCUGAACAGGUUUCUUGUAAUUGAGGCAAAGUCCCAGGUUACUAUUUAGCGGCGUCUCAGCUUCAGCAUUGCAAAAGGAAUUGCAAGCUUAUACAGAAAAUUAAAAUGUUAUAGAGAAUAUGUGGAAAACGAUGUGCGAAAAGAAGUUGACUACAUCAAUUCGAUUUGGCUUGUUGCCAUCACGUUUCUGUCCGUUGGCUACGGUAUGCUGCGAUGAUUAACUAUUCAAAUAGUUUUUAUAGUGCUUCAGAAAUUUUCAAAGACUCGAUUAAGUAUUCGAUUAGUACUUCCAGUACUUUAAAGGCAUAGGGGCAGUAAAAAACGGUGUCUCAGUUCAAAGCAGUAAUUUGUAGAGCUUUUCAUUGCGAAUCGAACGGUGAACUUGGAAACGUACCAAACUUCCUAGUUUUGAAGAAAAAACAAUUCAAAGUCGGAGAAAGGAAAGUUACGCGAAAAGGGCGCUUUGCAGUAAAGUUGCUCUAUGGACAACAGGCUUCGCCAUCUUCCGGAUAUUCGCUUUUUUCUUCGUUUCUUUCAAUUUUCAAUUUUUUCUGUUGUCACCAAAGUUCUUUUCGUCCCAAAAGCUUUCUAUUCAUGUAUAAUUUGCAAACUUUGGUCGCAAAAAUGCUUCUCUGGUGAAAAAUGAUGAUUUCACACAGGUUUAGAUUGGGAUAGCGUUAUUCUGUGUUUUCUUUAUUAUCGGUGUGUGUUUUUUGUUUGACUAAACGUUUUUUUCAGAGAAGAAAUCCUUAAUUUGAAGCAGAUAGCCGGUUAUUUCCCACAAAAUGCGAGUCUAAUGAGAUGUCCGCAACAUUGCGUGCACGGCUACUGUAAACAUUUGUCCGUAGGCCGAUCCAAAGCUUUUUUCAAAAUUAAAGGCGGGAAAGUAAAAUCGCGUUUUUAUUCUAAAGUUGUCACAUCUGUACGUGUUUUGAAUACACCGUUCGAUUCGCAAAGAAAAACUAUAUAUGAUACUGCUUUCACCUGAAACCCCAUUUUUUUACUGCCCCUAUGCCUUUAAUGAUAUUUUAAUUUAAUUUCUUGUUACGUUCUAUUCUUGGAACAUCAACUGGUUUAUUUGUUAUUAUAGUGAGUGACAAGAAACUAUUUUGUUUUUUUUUGAGUGGUCUAAGAUCAAGAAAACAAUGUUGGGUUAUGGACCUCUGAGAAAUUUCAUUUAUUGAGAUGAAAAACAGAAAUUACUUAGAAGGAACUCAUGGUUCGACAAUACACCGAAUUGAAUUUUUGAAGCGCUUCUGAGCUGUACGUAUAAUUAAGUUUUUCUUACAGGAGAUAUUGUGCCAAAAACCAACUGUGGCAGAGCAAUGGCUGUGGCGACAGGAAUUAUGGUAAUUUUUACCUACUUAAAAACUUUUUCCAGCUGCUGAGAAUGAUGAUUUUCACGUGAAAAGGUAAAAAAAAAAGCAGAAUUUUUUUUGGUGUCGAUCGAGAGUAAAUAAAUUAAUAAAUUCUCGAAGAAUCUUCUCUCAAGACUGAAUAAAUGUGUAAUUCGUGGAUCGAGGCUCUUGAAAAUGUAUUUAUUUUUUCCGCAAUAACAUUGAAAUAUAUUUCAUACGAAAAAAAAAUACUUAUAAGGGAAGUUUUUCUUUGGUGGCCGGUUGAUCUUCGAUGAGACUUGACGGAAAUUAAGUUUGAAACACACCUAAAUCUAGAACGUUGAAGAUAACUUUGAUAAUAAGUUGGAAAAGCUUUCUUUUUUAUACUUCCGACUUCAGACGUGAAAAGUCUUGAAAAUUAGCUCUAGAAAUUCCUUGCUUGCUCGGCUGCGCUGGCUCACCGAUUCUCCGCUUCUGUUUUCAGAAAAUAAAAGUCUUUACGUCAGCUAUGCGAAAAAAGUUAUUAGUUCUGCGAGACAGGAAUUAAAUGAUAUAACAGGAAAGAACAAAAAGUUUGAGAAAGAUCGGACUCGUUUUAGUGGGUCGUUUUCUUUUCGACCAUAAAAAUGCUUGACCAUAUCGAAGUAACUUAUUUCGAUGUCUUUUUUAAUUUCCUUGGAAUCAAAAAGCUCUAAGUAUCCUUUUGCAAUGUUUUAUCAAUUCUUGAUACCUCGACUUUUUGCACUGUUAGGUACUUCUCAUUUGAGAUAAUCCCCUUAAUAGGCCUUUAAAACGGCGUGCACCUCUGGUAACACUGCGGGGUGCAUCGCAACUUUUGUUAGAUGAAAAUUGUAAAACAGAUAACUGCAGAAUGCGAUUUCUUGAGUUACUUUUUAGGGUACUUGCGCCUCUUCAAUGGUGGUGGCAGUGAUCGCUCGAAAACUUGAAUUAACUCGGGCCGAAAAACACGUCCACAACUUUAUGAUGGAUACUCAGCUUACAAAGCAGGUAUAUUUUUUUUUACAUGGAAAUUUUGAUAUCUUUAAGUUUAUAGUAUGAAUUUUCAACAAAAUUGCGUCGUUUUAAGUUAAUUUGAUUUUUUUCGAGGAAGUUAGAUUCAUUCAUGAAAAAUUGAUAAAGUUGAAUGAAAGCCCAAAGCCGGUGUAACAUUUGAAGUUCGCUUGCUGGGACUUUCUCUAGGUAAGGGAACUUGAAAAAAAAAGAUACUACCUGCUAAUCCCGAUAAGGUACCGACAGAGUUUUGUUGCAAAUAAACAGAUUCGAACAUUUUCAGAAUACUAUUUUCUCAAUAUCAUGAAAUUUUAUAAGCCUAAUCUGCCCGUUUGCGACAAAAUUUUUCUGGGAACCUCAUCGGGGUUAGCAAAUAUUCUUUCUUUUUUCAAGUUUUCUGACCUAAGUGUGUAGACUACCAAAAUUCGAACUUGCUCCGCGAUUACGAGUCCGCGUAGUUCCUUAGUAAGAUUUCUCAGUGCCUAAAAAAGCGAGGUCGCGCUAAGAGAAAUGCUAGUUCUGCACGAGGACUUAGCGAGAUAUUCGGAAGUUUUUCAACGUUCCGGCAUCGACAUCGCUUUUCUAUCGCGGCGGACCAAUGUGCGGUUUGAGACCUUUUAAAGAAAACAAAACGCUUUUGGAAAGACUGUAACUAACCGCAACGCCCUUGAACCUUGAAUCUUCGAUUUUCUUUUUCAGUUGAAACACUCGGCAGCAAACGUUUUGCGGGAAACUUGGUUCAUUUACAAAUACCGCAAACUGGCCAACAAAUGCGACUACGCUCGUGUCCGACAACAUCAACGCAAUUUCCUUGUCGCGAUUUACGAGUACGACUUUCACCAAACUUUCAAUUUUUCCCUGAGCGUUUGCAGGAUGAGACGCGUUAAAAGAGAACAGCGAAAGUUGGCAGAAAAUCUGGUGUCGUUGGGCGACGUGGCAAAGGUCAGGGGAAGGACAUCCAAAAUCUUGGAUAUUUAUAUUUCCUUAAGUACUAAUUAAAAUGUGCCAUAUUUAAAAUGAUAAGAAUCCUCAGUACAUUGAUAAAUCGGCGAAUCCACUGACAAGGAAGGUAAUUUUACUUUGCAGUUGGUAAAUCCGGACGUUAAAAAAUAUUCACAUUUGCACAGAGCUCAUCGAACACCUACGAACUGGUUCACGACGUUCAUUCGACCCAAGAAGGUCUGUCUCUCCGGAUGACAGCCAUGGAACAUCAGUUGGGCGACAUUGUCCGCGAGCUUAGCGCUAUUUCGGAACUUCUUCGAGGUAUCCAAAACAUGGUCUGUGCUUGCCCUUGUUUGCUUUUUUUUUGCUAUAACUCUCAGGUUUUGGAUAAUUUCUGGUAUCAUAAUCGAAAAAAUAACUAACCUUUUCUAUAUAUACUUCUUUCGUUUCAACUUGGAUAUCAGCCCACGAAGUCUCACUUCUCAAUUCACGGCGUUUUUGUUGGUUGAAUAAAAUGCAAAACUAGAAAUGAAAUUGGCGGAGUUAAAACCUUCGCCGUUCCCAUGUGACGUCAUGGGUAACAAGCCUGAACAACAGAGAAUAUUAAAGGCGCAUGUUCAAUGGGUCAUGAGACGAAUCGUUUUUCUUUGAAAAAGCGCAAUUUUUCUGUUGCCGCGUUCAAAGUUAUUCCACGGUAUUCAAAAUAGCCACCAAGAAGUGAAAAAUAUAAAUGAAUUUCGGAAAUUGAGAAAUUAUUCUGAAUUUCGCCAGAAACACGGCAUGUGCGAUAGCGCCGCAGUGCAUGCACCCGAAACACUACACUUUACGGGGAACUUUCCGACGGAGAAGUUUUCCGAAGUUCCCUUUUUUUUCUCGAUAAAAUCUCCGUUUUGAAUCUUCCUAUAUAAAGUAGGUAGUUGAUUCACUAUUAAAGCACAAAGGAAUAUAAAAAAAUGGUAAUCGAUGUUUUAUAAAUCGAAAAAUAUAAGGGGAAAAAGUCGAAACGGAUUCGUUGGAAAGUUCCCAAGUUUUAUGAAAAAAUCGAAAAAGUCGCCGGUCAUUCAUUUCAUUUCAAGUGUUUAUUCGCCAUUCCGCAAUCAGCACGACAAAUACAAAAAAAUAAAACAUCAAGACAAUCAAAUAAAUCUAACAGCUGAUCUGUGGAAACGGCUGGAGGAAAAGAUUGUCUGAGUAGACGGUGCUAACCCCCAUUUGGUAUUUAAGUUUGUUCUUUGUAUUUUUUAAUAAGUUAGAAUUUUUCUAGUUUUUUUAGUAGGAUCUAAUGAUUUCAAAAAAACGAUGUGUUUGAUUCGAACCAUGAGGUGAGCAUAAUCUGAAACUUGCCGAUUUCGUAUUCAAUGAUAGUUUCUCUCUCCAGUUGGUUCCAAAUGGGUAUGACUCUAUGAUUUAGGAAGCGUUGUUUGAUCAAUUCAUUCAUUGGUUGAACAAGUCUCAUUCCAUUUCCUCUGAGUUGAUUAUUUCUACUCGAAUUCAUCAUUAAUUUAACAGGCGACUCACUCCAAAAAUAUCCAUGAAUGUAUUUGUGAACGCAACAAACGUCUUUAAAAAAAGUCUUCUAGUCCAUAACGUCGAUAGUUUCAGUUUGGCUAAUCUACUGCGAUAAUCCAAUUUCGGAUAUAAUCUUUUUGGUAAAUUUUUCUCUGGACUGAUUCUAGUUGAUUUAUAUCAUUCAAAUUUAGCGGGCACAUUAGUUCGGAUCCGUACUCAAUGAUAGGCAAGAUUUUUGGCUUUAUAGCAUUUUUAGAAAGUUAUUUUUGAGAGAAAUGAAAAACAGCGAAAUAAAUUAUUUAUUAUUUUUCAUACAUUUUUUUGUACUACUAUACUCACAUGGUGCCCCAUUUUUCAGAUUACUCGUGAAGAAGAAUCCCAGGUCUCUGACAUUUUUGUUUAGUGCUAAGAGUUUGAUCGUUAAUUUUUGUAUGUACUGGGUUCUGUCUUUUUUUCCAAACUGAACUAACAUGCACUUCUCAGGAGAUAUUGAUAGUUGACGGCCCUCUAACCAUUGGUAUACAUUUUUUAAGUCUUCUUGAAGUUUGGCUUUAUGGUUUGUUACAUUACUAGAUAAAUACAGUUUACAAUCAUCUGCGAACAUGCUCAAGUUACAGUAUUUAAUAACUUCUGACAAGUCAUUGAUAUAUACUAAAAACAUAAGAGGUCCUAAUGAGCUACCUUGCGGUACACCUGACGAUAUUUUUAUCUCAUUCGAAAUACUGUUACUGACUUUAACUUUUUGUGAUCUAUCUUUCAAAAACUCUUCGAACCAGUUGAGUAUUACUCCUUUACAUCCGUAGGAUUUCAAGACUUCAAUCAAUCUUCUAUGACAAACCGUGUCAAAAGCUUUUUUAAUAUCUAAAUAUAUGACUUCAACGUAAUGAUUUCGAGUUUCCUCAAACAGAUAUUUUUGAAGUGGCAACAAUUGGGAGAUAGUACUGCGAUGAUUUAAAAAUCCAUGCUGGCUAUCAGAGAUGAGCGAAGAUUGCCACAUGUGGUUUCUCAAAGCUCUCACCAUUAAAGAUUCUAAAACUCUACACGGGACUGAUGUCAAACUAACUGGUCUAUAAUUACCUACGUCGUUUGGAUCUCCUUUUUUGUAUAUAGGUACUACGAUUGAUUUUUUCCAAAAACUAGGCAACUUGCCCGAAAACGAAAGAUUUUUUCUGUUUUGUCUGAGCUUCUUCAGUUUUCAACGUUGUCUGUAGUCUGUUUUUUGCGCGUUGAAAGGGCGGGACUUCUCUGCGCCCUCCUCGUCUCUGCGCGACCCUCUCAUUUUACCUGCUAAUUUCCUGUUUCUCUGACCUCGCCGCUAAGGGAACAGAGAAACGCAGACAUUUGAAAACUGUCAAGUCGCGGCAAACGGACUAUAGCUUCAUCUCUCACUUGGAACUUCCAUGAUAUGUAUUUGCUGAGUAUGGCUUCUUUCUCUUAUUGAGUAUUGUGAAGUACGAUUUUGAACUUAAUCGUAAACAUUUGAGUUUUCUGUUUUUAUUCUGCUUGGGAAUCCGACGUUAGAACGAGAGCAUGUUAGAUUACUCGGAAGGCUAUUAUAAGUCCGUCAACUCUCGAUUACUUUGCACGAAACGUUAAACAUUUUAAGCACUGUUUUUUUAUGCAAAGAAGGAUUUUUUUCAGGCAACCAGCGAAAAAGAAGCAUAAACAGCGAGGAGACGAGUCCACAGUUGUCUCACCGGCGUCGCAAAUACGGCGAAGUUCCUUGAAGCAAUCGAAUCGGGUUUUUAUUGGUUUUCGUGUUGCGAGUUUGUUUUGAAGAGAAAAUACCGAACUGUUCAGAGAUAAGGAAAAUGUAGAAAGAAAUAUGGAGUUUUUGGAAAAUAAAGGUUUUUUUGCGAAUAUAAAACAAAUUAUCUCAAAAUUCCAUGUUUCUCAGAAAAAGUAAGAUGACACUCUCACGCCUUUGCUCUAUGAGCAUUAGAUUCAAGAGAGGGUUCUUUCAUUAUUGUUUUUUUUACUCAUUUCUCUAUUUGACAGGGUUCAUAAGUUUAUAUAUAACUUCUUUUUUUAUAACUUCGGCUUCAUUAUCACUACCGUUUGAAACUUUUACUCAUGACCUUCUUUUCUUUUUGUUUCGGCAAACAAAAUAUGUGAUUUGCCUUUCCCAACCUUUUCAUUUAUAUUUAUUUAUUCAAAUCGCAUCUUUUUUUCGAUUUUUAACAAUUGUCUUGACCUGAAGAAUAUAGAAUUUUUGCGUUUGAACCUUUUAUUAAAGUCUUUCUAGGAAAGAAGUCGAAUUUUGAUUUUCUCUGAUUUUUUUUAAUCUCAAUGGAUUUUUAGUGGAAGUUCGUGCCUUUCAGCCUUUCACUCAUUUCAGUUCAUUAUUGCUUCUCGCAUCUACAUAUACUUUUUUAUGUGAUUUGACCCCCACGGAAAAAAAAUAUUACCGGUUUGAUUGAGUUAGAAGUAAAUAUACAGAUCACUAUGAUUUAUUCCUUUGGUAGUUCCAAUUGUGAUUUAAUUUUGUGUGCUUUUCUUAUGCUGAUUAAAAUGAUGAAAUAAAUCACAUUUUCGAAAAAAAAUGUCAAAAAAAGCUGAUUAGGCAUUUAAAGAUGAAAAUUUCAACCUUCAAGCGUUGUCAGCUAGCGGAAAAAAACGCGUUUUGUGAACAUUAGUUUGAAAUUGAAAAAUAUUCUUUCCCUAAUAAUUUUGUCCAGGAAAAUUAAUUUUUUUCCAGGUUCAGAGUACAGAGUUUCUGAUCAAAGGGCUUUUUUUUUUGAUGACGAAUAAUCUAGCUGGCGCCCGAAUUGAAUGAUGCCAAAAAAAAAGAAGUUUUUUUCUUGUUUGAAACCUUUUUCCAAUUCCUUGAACUUUGAAGAUCCGCACGCAAACUGAAAAGAAUCAAGGAAAUCUGAUCCUUUCGGACAACAAAGCCGUUGCCCUGGACUGGAUCUUACCCAAAAAGGUGAUUUUUUUUUUUCGAUGCUCGAGAUCUUCUUGGCAUCAUAUUCAAAAAUUGGAUGUCGAACCUUGAUUUUGUUGUUCCAAAGAGGCUUCCAGCUUCUUUUUUUUCCAAGUGGCACAGAAUAUUUUUUUUUGAUUUUUCCAUUAAGCUCGUAAACUUUUUUCAAUCUUUUUCAUUCGAAAAUUAUAAUUUAGGGAAUGCGGAAGGGAAAACUCAUUUUCCACAUAAGUUUUAUCUAUUUUAGGUUUCUGUUUUUGACAUCUUCUGAUUUUGGUGAAACUCGCAAACUACCAGGAAGCAAAAAAAGAUCUGAAAGGAACGGUCUGAACAACAGAAAUUGACGCGUGCUGUCGCGAUCCUUUGCGCACACGCUGGCUAAGCUUCUUCUUCUUCUCGCGACAGGCUUUAUUUCCUUUCAAUUUCACUUUAUUCCUCAACUUUGUUUUCCAUUUAGCUAUUCAAAUUUUAUCUUUUCUUUUCAAGUUGUUUUAGUGCUUCAAAUCCAGAUCUUAAAUUUAAAUGCGAGACGUCACAAGCUGAGAUGUCUUACUGUUUUUUGGCUGUCUUAAUUCCAUGCUUCCACCUAGAACAAAAUUUCUGAGCUCCAGCUACAAGAUUCGCUUUUUUCUGACUAGUGAGUGCGGAAUUAAAUGGACCACUGCACAGAAGAUCGCAGAAGAUCAUAGACCCUUCUUUCAACUUGAUUAACUACACGUUUGAACGUCUAGUUCUCCAAAGACGGUUGUUCGAUAUGGCAUUGAAAUUUCUUGUUCACGGCCUAGUCGACUACACUAAAGCUUUUAGGAAUGGUCGGUUGAACGACACGCUGAUCGAACUUUUUUAGCAACGUUCCAUUUCAUGACCUUCGAACGAUAGAUCGAAGUUUCGACGUGUAACUGAACGACUUCCGACCGAACCGUUUAAUCAGUGACUUGCAAGCAAAUAAUUCUUUGCAAUUUACAGUUUAUGCAGUCUUCAGAGUAAAAUGUAGAAAAAAUCUCUGCUGAAUCAUGGUAUAAUUGAAGAGUUAGUCGUCGGCGCGGGUUACGGUCCACAAAUUUUUUUCAAUAAGUCCCGGCGUGACAGCUAGGGUUGAGAAAUUGAAAUAAUUCUUCAGAGUGAAAAAAAAAUGAGAGCAUUUUUGUUGGAUUUACCAUGCGCGCCUGCACAAAAAACAUCAUAAUAAUGUUCGCUCACCAAACGACUUCUUCAAAUGAGGGGCAGUAUCACACAUGAACCAACCGUUCAUUCCAAUCAAUCGUUCAGAGGUCAGUAUGCAACCAAACGGUCCUUUUAACAUCAAACAGUCGACUUGUUGAAAAUCAAACGCUCACUGUUUUCAACAUGUCAUUUCUGAGAGCUCUAGGUUACACUUAUAAUCAACAAAAAAAAAACAAAAACAAAUUAUUGAUUGAAGUGAGCCUAGUUACACCACGACCUUUCUUUCCAGCUCCUGAGCAAGACCUGUGUUAUUCCCCUUGAUGGAUUAUACAGUUUUAAAAGAAUUUUACUUUUAGUUCUGCGAUUAUAGUUUCGAGACAACGAAAUACAAGUCAUAUAUGGUUUGUAGCCGUUCGUAAUUUUACCGCGCGGUCAAGUAAAGUUCAGAUAUUAACUCUAGAUAGCGAGAUUCAAUUAGGCGCAAUUCUUUAGUGCUGUUAGUGGUUUUGAAACUGGGGUUUUCCGUCUCUAUCAGCUUCAGCAUAAUAAACCAUAUCGUACAGUUCAUUGAUAGAAGCUUGUUCAUUAAACUAGAGCUAUUCAGGAAAAUCCUGAUUUCAAAUUUUCUCUUCAAUGUCCAUUUGUAGCGAGUAGCCCGAUAAACAAGCAAGAAAGUUCUCAACUUCGUGACGAACCGCAAUUAUUGGCAAUUUUCGCCGGCGGACGGUGGCCCAGACGGCCUGGUUUUUUUUUUCGUUCGAAUUUCGGCGUCUUCCAUUUACGUGAGGUGCGCGUUAAUCCGACGACUCCACCAAUUAUUCUUCUUUUCCACCUCUUUGUCCGAUUGCUGAUCUGAUCCAUUUCUAAUCGACUUUAGUGGCUUUUUCGGGUCGUUAAUGGAAAUUCGAAUUUCAAAUAGUAUUUUGUAUCCCUUUCUUAGUUAGUCAUAGGCGUUUGUUUUUGAACCGUUAAACGGCGAAAAAUAGAUGCACUGUUGGUUUUGCGGGAAAAAAGAAAGAAAGUUAGAUUAUCCGACACCGCUGAGAAAAUAGUAGAGACGAGAUGUUUUGCCCCACUUCGAUUGGACCAGUCAGACAGCCCGAGGUGAUAUCAACGCCUCCAACACGUAUACACACAGGCCCUUCUUUUUCAUCAACUCCAUUUUUCAUUGAUUUUUGUCCAUUUCUUUUGUAUCUCACCAAGUUUUCUAAUUAUUUUUGGUUCAAAAGGGAAGGUCCCCAUGCUGUCCAAUACUUUUUUUAAAACUUUUCUGGUAAGUGCCCCUUUUUUGGGCUUUGAAGAGUGGAAAAAAACUACUUCGUUUUGAACCUUUAUAACGCCUGGACUUUUUUUGUAGAAAAUUUUUUCAUAGAUUUUUUUGUUCGUGAUUUUCCAUGUUUAUGGGCAUGGGUUCUACUUUGAUCAAUAUUUUUUCACGUAGGUGGGACCGGUUUCCAGUUAAUUUUCCAGUUUUUGAUCUUUGUUCUCAAAUUUGAUACUUAGUAGUCCUAUGCUAUUCAAAUUCGAAAAAGAGCAUGAAGAGUUAAAACUCGAAAAAACUUAUGAAAAUUUUUGUUCUUAUCGAGUUGACUGCUUUUGUAUAGCCCAUUUUACGCAAGUUUACCCUGUUUUUUUUUUCUGGAAGUAUGAAUUAAAGCUAGCGAGUUUUCGAACUUCGACUUUUCCGAUUUUUUCAUAUCGCCAGGGAACUUUCCGACUGCGAAGUUUCCGACUAUUACUUUUUCAACUUUAUUUUUUCUGGAUAAUCUCUUCGUUUUGAACUUUUUUAUAUAAAGUAGGUAGUUGAUUCAUGCUUAAAGCACAAAGAAAAAGGAAAAAAAAAUUUCUCCAUACCACCAUAUUUUCCUCAACAAUGGGUUGGGUCAAUUGCAAAGGUUGAUUAUCAGGUGGACAAAUCGGUUGGCACGCCAACCCUCCAUACCUAAUUGAGCGUUCCAUUUACCUCGUCAUAUCUACCACCUGCAUUUGGGAAAUUUUUACUUUUUUGGUUUUUUUUCAAUAAAUUCUUUCUUCCUCACAAAAUUGUUACACUGAAUCGCCAACCAUUAAUAGUAAUAAAACAUUUUGAAGGCAGUUUUAAUAAAUAUAGUAUUAUGAACUGUGUGUAACCAUACGUGAGCUAGCCCGCUUCGCCAUUUAUCGGUUUUUCUUUCAAAUUUAAAUUUUUCCUCUUUUCGCUAAAUCCCCUCCAAAGAUGAGACUAUUUCUUCCGACAGAUAAAGUCCGACUGUCCCGUUUUUAAUGACUUCCAAAAGUAAAGUGCUUGACAUCACCGAGAUUUUUUUAUGGUUUUUUGUUUGAAAUAAAAAAGUUUUCUUUAAUUUUUCAAACAUGUUUAAAAAAGUUUCAAAAAACAAACUUCUGAAAAUAGGUUGAAGUUUUCUCUUAGUGAUUCGGAAAAUCGUUGUUUUAUGGAGAGGGGUCGGCGAUCCUGAAAUUCUGUCUUCAUAUGAACGAUUUUUACUUCCGAUGAUUGAGGGAGCUUUGUUGAUAAAUUCUGCGAUUACUGAGUAAAAUCCUAGUAGCCACUCAAGUAUUUUCUCAAGGACUACUUGGAGUGAACACUAAAGUGGUCACUAAAACCGCCUCUAUAGAAGCCCCUAUUCUGCGUCUUAGUGCUCACUAUUGUAGUUUGAGUAGCCUUGUAAAAAAAAGUUCUACCAAUUCGCGAGUUUCUCUUUCUCUCGCAGAAGAUUCAAAAUUUUCUCAGUCAAUAAGUCACCUGAAAGCCGUUAAUCAAGUUAGAAUGCGGCUGCCGCCUCUGAAUCACCAUCACCACCACACAUUCGACAGUUGCUCUUCUUUUCUUUUCACUUUUCACUUUUUUUUUUGUUCCUCACGCGUUGUUUUGCACUGUUUGAAAGUAUAUAUCUCUUUUUGUUGUACAUAGAACUGGUCAAGUUCAAGGCGGAAUCAGUUGGCUGGAAAACCGGUAAAAUGUUUGCGGUGAAUCAGCAGAAAUUCGCUGAAGUUUCGCCUUUAAACUCCACUUUUCAAAAUUGGUUCGUGUUCGAGCGCUAUUUAACAUCUUUUCUCUGAUCUAAUACCUUGAAAUGAAUUUUCAUCAUCUUUUUGUACAAAAAAGUCCAGAAGAAAUUUUCAUAUGACGUAAUUAUGAGAUAGAUAGGCUUUUCGACUGUUUACAAUUUUUUUAAUUCCACAUCUGUUCAGUACUAUUCUAGCGCCAGCCUAUAACCCAUAAGCUAGCCGUGAAUUGGCCAUACCUUCCGGUUUACAAUGCCCAUUCUCUGUGAAUGAAACAUUAGGACCCCUAUGGGAACCGCUCAAUUUUUAGAGGCUUGAACUCUGACGCUUAACCAUUUUUAUGGGAACACCUAAAUUUUGCCUUUAUAGCGGUGUGAUUCUGAAGUCUUUCUUAACCGCCAAUUUCUAUCCCUGAUUUAAUCCCACAACGCUCUAUUUUUCAUGAUUUUUUUCCGCUCCUAACACGUCUAGCGAAGUAGAAACGAGGUUAAACUUGCUGUUCAACCCACACAAAAAUACAUAAAAUACAAAAGAGGUGUAGUUUUGUGAAAAAAGGUGAUUUUCUUUUCUCGGUGACAUUUUUUUGUCUUGAAUCGAACCAACGAUUGCGAAGACCUUGAUAGUGAAUGCUAAACUUCCAGAUGCAACAAAUAUUUUCGCUAUUUGCAUUUGGCCGUCUCUUUUGCCUAAUGAGCCGUUCUUUUUUUUUUCGUUUGAACUUUUUCAAACUUGCUUCGUUCAAAAGAAAAGAGUCCAAACUUAGUGAACUGAAUAUUUGUGAUAUCGAAGAGAUAAACUGAAAAAAUCGUCUUCUCUAUCCAAAAGAACUGACUAUAUCGCAGAGGGCCGCAGGCGAUUAGCCAAAAAACUUGCUGCGACCUCGUCAAAUUCUCGCUGCCAUAUUGCUUUUUCUGAUACGUUUGUAAUUUGUAGUACAUAUUUUGCUUUAUUUUAGAUUUUGUGAUUGAAUGAAUCACAUGGAAAAAAAUUGUUUCUUUUGUUCUUAGGAAAAAGAGUAUAUAUACUAUAUACAAUUUUUUUAUUAUCACUGCUCUAGUUAUUCUUACCGUAGGUCUAUUUUGAAUUUACCAUAUAUUUCUUAUUCAAAUGAGUCAUGAUUUUUCUCUUAUUUCAACUUCAUAUUUGACUUCAUUUUUAACGUUAUUACUAAAUCCUUGAAUUUUUUUAUUUUUUCUAAUUUCCCGUCUAAUCGUCGAGUUUUAAUGUCGGUUUGUCAGUUUAAACUUUCAGAUGAUAGUAUUGUUACUAACAUCCUACCUAGUGGUAUGGCAAGCCGCUGCACAGUCGAACGCCGUCGGUUUCCUACCUAAUGUUCCUACGGAAACAACCAAACCCGUCAAAAUUUAGUUUGUUUUUUUUCAACUGUAAAAUUUUCAUUCAGCUGUUUAAAUUAUAAGUUAAUAAACACGUUUUGAUGUAGUUCAAUUUUUGUUUCGAAGAUUUUCAAGAUUUCGAAAAAUUUCUGUUCUGUAAAAAGCUGAUGUGUGUCCUAAAGGGAGUUCGAGAUUUAGUGGGUCCUAUAGGAGGUCCUAUAGGAGGUCCUAUAGGAAGUUUGUUAUGAAUUCCUAAAGAUAGACACUUAAAUAUAGAGAACGCAGAAGGUCCUUUAGCAUAACCUCGUAGGGGGUUUUUUUUUCUCUAGAGGACCCACUUCAGAUUUUCCAGUUCCACUCGAAGUUACGAAUUACGAGUUUUUUAAGAAUUGUUUCAAUGAAACUCGAAGGUUUUUUUAUUUCUUUGAAGAUAUACAUUGAAAACCUAGUAUCUAAUAACUGCAUCUCUGUGAUGAAUAUUUUUUUAUUCGGCAAAGAAUACAUUAGUAGUAAUUUGCAGAGUAUCAAAUAAAUGAAAAAGCGUUCUGCAGCGACGGCACGUAUCUGGUGGUGGCCCCUUCAGUGAUUCGGCCAGAGCAACCGUACGCGGUUUCUUUCAACCUGUUGAAAGCCACCACAGAUGAGGAUCAUAUUGUUCGUGUCGAGAUUCGGACGGCCACCAAUGAAACUGUUGCUGCGAGAGUUCUUAGUAAUGUGCGGCCAGGUUAGUUUUCUCAGUACUUGAAUAAAAUGAUCUUUUUCGGUGAACUCGGAAAAUGUAAAAGAAUUCCAUCUCCUAUAAUAUUCAAAAUUAACUAUCCGCAUUCAGUCAUAAUAAACAUAAUGUUUCGCUUUUUAUGCAUCGCGUAGAACACAUUUUAUAUUUAUUUUUAACGCGCAAAAACUUCUUUUUUUUGCGAGAAAAGAGAAAAUACAGGGAUUUUACUAUUUUGCAAUUGAAAAAAACGAUCAAAAAGUCUCUUAAAUCAAUUAAAACUGAUUUGAGCGUUGAAUACACUGGUGAAUCGAGAGGUAGAUACAAGUAGGUACCGGGUAGCAACUCAAGUGAAUCGGCGAAUCGUAAUCGGUGGUCAUUUGUAUGCGACCGGGUACUAUCUCUAUGGUACCUGGAUAGUACCUGAUCGGUAUCUGGAUGCUACCCCACUGGCUGGCACAACGGUCGUUUAUAUACCAUCAGUGUUUUUUUACACCAUCCCAAGCCUUCCAGGGUCUUAUUGGAUAAAGCUGUAACAAAAAAUAACGACCCGGGAAGCAAUUCCAGACUUUCCGAAAGAAAUCGCGAAUGUCAGGUAGCUACCCGGUAGCUACUUGCAUCGACCUCCGACCCAGGUACCAUAAAGAUGGUAUCCGAUCGCAUACAAACGACCACCGAUUACCAUACGCCGAUUGACUUUUUCAAAAGUUGCUACCCGGUAGCUAUUUGUGUCGACUUCCCGAUUCAUCUUUGUAACGCUGAAGCAGGUUCUUUUUUAGGUUUCGGUAGUGAUAGCUCUUACGGAAAAGAACAAAACUAAAUUAUUAAUGCUCUUUAAUAAACGAUUUUUAUCUAUAAUAGUCUCUAUUAUAUUCCAAAUACUACGAAACGAUCACAUAGCUUAUAGCUGUUUGCCCUUAUGGUCUGAACUUUAAAUUCGGCGUGUACGUGAUCUAUCAGAUCGCGUGAGCCGAUCUCACGAGCUUUGCGUAGUGAGACUCAUUCCCAGCUGUUCAAAGCUCUUCGGUCGGGGUCCUGUCGGAGUCAGACAGGAUCCUGGUGAGAACCAGGAGAUCUCGUUCACCUGGUUCGAACCGAAAAUCGGAUCCAGCAUGGAACCGAGGUCUGAGGCCCUGUGCUACAGAUCGGUCGGGGUCCUGUCGGAGUCAGACAGGAUCCUGGUGAGAACCAGGAGAUCUCGUUCACCUGGUUCGAACCAAAAAUCGGAUCCAACAUGGAACCGAGGUCUGAGGCCCUGUGAUACACAACCCACAGGGACCGCGCUUAAACCAACGGAGAAAAAAUCCGUAAAUUAAGCGAAAGUGGAUCCGUGAAGGAACCAAGGUCCGGGGUCUCACUGACAGUCAGAGUCACUACCCGGAUCAGAGCAACAAGAAACUGUUGAUCCCAAAUAGGACCAAUUCUGGAACUCCGAAGUAAAUUUCGUCGAGAUCCGGGUCCUCGGGAACGAAUCAGGCAAGAACAAAGAAAUUUGUCAACCUGAGGAAAACCACUUGAGGUUUCCAGUAACAAACUGAAGCCGUUGGUUAUGCCUAGGGACCGCAGGCCAAUUCCCAAAGUCAGUGAUAUAAAGUUGAAACCUAUAUGAAAAAGAAAGCUGAUGGCAAUUGAGAGCUAACUGCGAAAACAGAAAAAGAAAAAAAUAUGAAAAAAAUGAAAAAGUUAUAAGCAAAAAAAGUGGCGAAAUCGGGGAACCACUUUUGUGUAGAAACUUUCGUCAGGGUCGCAGGAAAAGGGGCGUGUUUAUAGAUGCCGCGCGCUCCUUGCUGUGCGUUAAUUCACGCAGGAGACGUUUCGGAAAACAUAUUUAUUUGAGUUUUUUUAGAAGUUUUUAAAUGAAAUAUUAGAGUUUUUCAUAUUGAAUAUUGCUCUUUUUCAAUAUCAGCCUACUCUUCAAGCACUCACUCUGCUGAAAAGCGAGUUUUGAAGAAGGUUUCAAUGCAUUUCGUGAAAAAAGAAAAUAACCGACAAAAUAGACCUUUGCGAAGGACGAACAGCAUUAAACCGAAUUGAAAAUGUAACAGUCUACUAAGAAAUUUACUGAAAAAAAAUAUGUAAAUAAUCACCAAGUCCUUUUUACAGAGAGUUUUUUUAAAGGGCGAAAAGCGUUUUUUUACUUUUUGAUUUUUCUACUUCUUUUUAUUUUUUUCUCUAAAGUUUGUGCGUCUACAUGGAGUGUACGUAGACAAUUUUUUUCAGAAUUCUUUACUUGACAUUCUGAAAAAAAUUCAUAAAAAAAGUUGAGUAAAAGCGAAAUUUAAUACUUUUCUCUCUAUAAUGGAUAUAAUGAUAUAGGAAAAAAAGAUUCCAAUUAUGAAAUGAGUAAAAAAAGCAACUAUAAAGCCACAAUAAAAUGAGAAAAACUUGAAUAGAAUACAUAAAUAGUUAAAAAAAAACCUUCUUCACGCUUUCGAAAAAUUUCGUGGCCUUCGCGGUGUCUGCAGAUUUCCAGCGACGCGCAGUUUUAAAAAUAACUUUCGAGCGUUUAAAUAAACCAUACUUUUCGGGCCAUCCUAGGAAUUUUUUUAUUUUUUGAUAUGUUGUAGAGAAAUGUCUAAUGUUUGAUAUCGUUAAAUAAAAAAACUUGCCCAGAACGCUUUGGGCCGUUUUCAAAGCGUUACGAAAAAACCGAAAUUUUAAGCUUUCAUAUAAACUAUAUAAUCGAUGAAAAAAACUUAGUUUUUUUAUUUUUUUAAAAUUUGCAAAACAACUGCAAACAACCGUUUAAAAAUAUAAUCAGUAAUUAUCGAUUGCGUUUUUCGAAAAUAAGGAAUUUCGAAAAUCGUGAUUUUCAAAUUGCGUUAUUUUUUGAGGCCAACCAUAGAAUUUUUUUAUUUUUUGCCAGAAUAUGCGUUUUUAGUUGCUUUAUGAUAUUCAAGAAUAAAAAAAGUUGCCCAGAAACUUUCAAGAAAAAACGGGAUUUUUAUCCGUUUUCGGCCACAAAUGCGUUUUAAAAACUGUCGUCGUACAUUCUUAUUUCUCAUUUUUUUCAGUAUUUUUUUAUGUAGGAUUGUUAAGCAUAGCCGAUUGUAUGUUUCCCCAAUUUUUUUCCCAAAUCGGUACAAGAAAACUGUUUUAAAAUAUAAAAAAAGAACCAAAAUGCAACGAAAAAUGACGAAGUUUUUUUGAACAGCGAAGUGGGCGUGGCCCUGCGGUCCCUAGUUAUGCCUGUAUCAGACACGAGGCGAUUGGCGAACAGGAAGUGCAAUCCUGAACUAGCCAGAUGCAUGUCACCUUGAGAAACCAGGGUUCGACUAGAAUCUUAUGAAAGAAUGCAGAUUAUUCAAUCCAUAAAUCCGCAAAGAUUCUACGCACUUUGAUCAUAGCGCCCCAGAAGCUGAAGUUUCUGGAAACAUGAUUCUGUCUGACGGUGUAGUACUUCUCGGAGAAGAGAAGGCGUCAGAGGAGUUUCAUUGCGAUCCUCGCUGAGUGAGAAGCGGUCAUCAGAACCCACAUUCCAUGAGGAAAGAGGAUAACAUACAAGGCAGAAUUAUCUGCAAUGAAGCGCAAAUGUUGAAGUUAGUCAACGGAAGGAGACAGCCUCAGCCUCAUCUACAUAAGCCAGGAAAGCUUGAGCUCACAAGUAUAGCUGACGUAUCAGCGAUCUGGACAAGAAGAGGUUAGCAGAGAACAAUCAGAGUUCCGAGAGUGCACAGGCCAGAAUACUGACAGACAGUAUGAAGAUGCCUUGAGAAACAAGUUUGCCUACCUAAAAUAAUGAGGAUCUACUCAUUAGGUAGAAAGAGUCAAAAUGCGCAAACCUACGCUCGGAUCUGAUUCGGAUCACCAGCUCUCCACGAUGAAUAAGUAAUGAUCAUCGCGACGUGGCAUAAUACAUGCGGAGAGAGCGGGUCGUAGUCCACUCUGGCAGAGAGACAGUGUUAAAAGUUCCAAAGAUCUUUCGAAACCCAACAAUUUGCAUCAAAUUGUAUAUUCCCCGGAAUCCGAACCAUUGUGUGGUUCAUGGGUUGAAUGAGGUAUCGAAAUCAGCAGCUUCCAGGAAAAGGAGCGAUGAUGCUGUAUACGCUAGAAAGGCGUGAAGGAUCGUGGGAGCCAUUUUAAGGAAGCUAGACCACCUCAUGACCAAAGAAGAGGGUUGAGUCGCUGCCAGCUCCAGAAAUGGAAAUUAGGUAAAAGUUGGAGGCAUACAACUGAAGGCAACCUCUGAACGAAAAGGUUCAAAGAAUAGAAAAAGCUUUACCUAAAAUCACUGGUCUCGAAAACGUACAAUUUCUGCUUAGCCAGGAGCAGUUCUCAUGGAGAAGGAACAUUUCCGCAGUACAUACCCAACGAGUCCAAAGACAGGACUCAUCAACAAAUACACAUGUACGUUGCUCGAGGCAGAGGGUAUAAGCGGAUAAGCCAGUAAAAGGCUUUAUACACGUCGAUAGCUAGUACUGACGGAUGAUCUCCGAACCAUGGAGAUGAGAAUCGCGACAAGGAAGGGUUUUCUAAACAAGAUCUUCAAUGGUGGAUAAAUCCUCGGUCCGAUCGAUGCUCGCGAGCACAUCGGCUUGGAGCAGGCAUUAAAUUGCCAUUGAAAUCGUUCGAAAUGGGUUCUAAGAGUUGAACGCCAGGAACAAAGGCUCAAGGCUCAAGGAAAAGGGAUACAGUACCGGUCACACCACGAAAGAAAAAGUGGGCAGGCGCACUUUCAAAAAUUCUCAUAACUGAGAAAAGUUUGAAAACAUCUCCUUGCGCUAGACAGGCAAACCACAAUGGUUUACCAAGGUGACGGGAGCCCGGCUAGUUCAUUAAGUAUAUCUGGUAAAGAGUACGCGUAAGGAACGAAGAGCUUUGAACAGAUGGGAAUGAGUCUCACUACGCAAAGCUCGUGAGAUCGGCUCACGCGAUCGGAUAGAUCACGUAUACGCCGAAUUUAAAGUUCAGACCAUAAGGGCAAACAGCUAUAAGCUAUGUGAUCGUUUCUACGUAUUAGGAUAUAAUAAAUAUUUUACUUCAACAACUACGUUGUCUAGCAAAAAUAUAACAAUAGCAUGCUUAUAUGCUGCUGAUUGAAAAAAAGAUAAUUUUUUGACUCUUUUUUUCACCCAUCAUCAACAGACUGAACUCAAGUAAAACACCAACAUUCUGACCACAAGGACAGUAGAUAUUUAUUGAAAAACGUAAGCAAAAGCACUGAGUAGUAUUUAAAAAAAAAUAUGAAAAAAACAUUUCAAAGCUGUAUUUCAAUGGGAAAAGACGGAGAAUUAAUCAGUUCUUUGCGAAUUUUUUCGACUGGACGGCAUCAAGAAAUAUCAAAAAAUCUUUUUUUUUUUCAAUAUGAGUAAGCUAUCGGAAAAAAGAUCAAAAGUCGAUUGAAAAAGCAAAAAGUAGUUGAAAAUUUAUUAAAACGAAUAAAUAAAAAAAUAAAAUGAUUGAUUGAAGUCUUAAUUUUGAAGGCGCUUGUUAUAUACACUACGACUCUUUUUUGACCAUUGUCAGAUCGCUUUUCGAAAAAAUGUUUUCCAGGCUCUCCGCAGACAGUUACUAUCGAUGGGAUACCGGCGGACGCUCUCAAGCCUGAUGUUUCCUAUAAGGUUCAGUUUUUCGUGUCUUUGAAAAAGGAAAAUCGAAAAUAUUCAGAUCUACGUGAGUGGUGAAACGCUGAGCUCACAAAUGAUUUUCGAGGAAGAAAAACAAAUUUCCUACCAUUCGAAAAGCCUUUCGACCUUCAUUCAAACUGAUCGCGCUAUUUACAAACCUUCGGCAUUGGGUUCGUUGAAAAUUUACUAUUACUGUACUCCGAAAUAUUUGUACCAAAUCUUUCUUUUCUCUCGAUUUGAAAAAAUUUUCGUCAAUUUCCCUAUGGCAUGCUGGAAAAGUCGCUUUCUUAUGAUACCUAUUUUGUAAUUUUUCAAAUUUUGAAAAAGUUUUUAGAGCUCUAUUAAGUUGUUAACCGUUCUAAAGUGAGUAUUUCUUCAUAGUUUGACAAGUUACGAAGACAGUUUUCAAAGGAUCUCAUCAAUAAAUUCUCAAAAUUUCUCUUUUCUUUCUGAAUUUGUUUAUUUUUUUGCCAUAAAAAAAUGAUUUCAAAUUUCAAGGAACACUAUAUUGCACUUGCAUAUUUUUAAUUUCAGUUGAAAAUUGAAAGUUUGACAGGAAAUUUAUUGAAAAACGUAAAAUCAAUAUUUGGGUUUUUAAAACUUAAAACGUACAUGAUCGAAGAUUCUACGCAUUUUGAACACUCAAAAAAUUUGGAACUAAAAAUAACUACAAAAUUUCUCAAAAAAUGGCCACUCAAGAAAGCGACUUGACUUUUCCGAUCUGGAGAAAGUCGAUAGUGUGUGAGAAAAAAAAAUCAUCUGACGUAUUUCUUCAUUCCGUUUUCAGUUCAAUUUCGCGUAAUUGUUGUUAAAUCGGAUCUUCGGCCGUUCUCCGGCAGUGUUACGGUGAAAAUUCUCGACCCCAAUCAGAAUGUUAUCAAACAGCAAGUUGAUGCACCUCUUGUCAAAGGUUUGUUCGAGAAGUAAAAAUUAAAAGAUUUCUUUUAGGAUGGCAAAUUCAAACCCCCUUCAAACAUCUAGAAAAAAAAGGAAGGCUUGAUGAAGGGAAUUUUGCUGUCUUUCUGCGACUUUUUUUUCUUUGAGUAUAGCGGCCAUAAUCCACCAUUCCGACUUUGCCCGAGAACUUAGUUUCUCAAAUCUUUAUCGGAUUUAGAUGCAAAAGAAAAAUAAAGUCUUCUAACAUCAUAAAAUAAGGAAAUGAUGUUUUUAGGCGUUAUCUCAAGUGACCUUCAAUUGGCCGAUGAGCCGCCACUUGGCGAAUGGACAAUACAAACGGAAACUUCCAGCGGAAUGCGUUUCCAGAAAACGUUUACCGUUGAGAAAGUAGGGUUCUCAAGAAAAAGACGAUGGGAAAAAGUCCUUUCAGUACGUCCUUCCCAAGUUUGAAGUCAGCAUCAAAACACCAUCUUUCAUCACUGUAAAUGACGAUUUGUCCGUUUUGAUCGACGCAAAGUUCGUUUUUCUUUUCUAUUCGCUUUUUGGAUUUAAAAAUUUCUCUAAAAAAGUUUUGAAAUAUCUGGAAAAACGUUUGAGGACUUUUUGAGAAUAAUACAAUUUUUUUUGAUGCUAGCUCACAUAACUGGAAAUUUACAUAAAUGGGAUUUUCGAAAGAAUGGAAAUUGUAGGUACACUUACGGGAAAGGCGUCUCGGGGAAGGCCAAAGUCACUUUGGAGUUGCCUUGGCAUCGUUGGCAUCCAGUUCCGCGGCCUAUCAACGAGGAUGGAACCACCGUUGAGGUUGAGAAAACUUCCAGAAUUUUCUUCUUUUAUGAAAAAAAGAAAUCGUUAAAAAAAAAACAAAAGAAAUCAAAUCCAGCUCGCGUUAUUGUUUCAUAACAGUUUAUCGUCGACCUAAAAAUUAUUGAAAAUCAAGGGUUUUAUAUUUUCAAAUGUAUGCCGUGUUUCAUACACUGCCAAAGUCGAAUGUGCGGAAAACGGGUGCAAAAAGGGAGUGACUGCAAAAUGGCCGCUAAAAGGGACCCUUUUUAGGGCCUUUAUUGAGCCUUUCAUUUUUGGUGGGCUGAAAAGGGUCAUAAAGGGACGAAAAAAGGGAGAGGCCGCAAAAAGGGUGAAGAAAGAGUGAGGGUGCAAAAGGGUCUUGAAAUUCUCUUCUAUUGAUAAUUUCCCAUUUCAUACUGUUGCAAAUUUUGGUUCAUACACAGUCCCUUGUAAAAAUUAUUCCUAAUUUAAAAAAAAAAAUUGUAUUCUCAAAAGGGUCCAAAAAGGGUGGAUGAAGGCCGAUGAAAGGACGCAAAAAGACAGUAAAAUGGAAACCUUUGCCACCCGCUUAGGAACAAUUAAUGGAAACAGACGGAUCUGUAACGGACGCUCAAAGGGCUCUCCGAGGGUCCAUAAAGGACCAUAGAAAUGUUCCUUUUAGAGUGAUGAAGGCUCUCUUUUUGCUGCCUUUUUGCUCCAUUUUCUCAGCCCUUAUGCACCAUUUUUGUUGCCUCUCCCUUUCUCCACUAUUUCUCGAGCUCAAAAUCCCAGAAAAAUGGAAGGCUCGAUAAAGGGAGUCUCUUUGCUCCCUUUCGCUGUCUUUUUGCUGCCUUUUGCUGCCUUUUUGCUGCCUUUUUGCUGCCUUUUUGCUGGCUUUCUGCGGCCUUUUUUGAGCCUCUCCCUUUUAGCGGCCAUUAUCCGCCAUUCCGACUUUGCCCGAGUUAAAGGUACUCCCUCAAAAUUAAAAACCAUCCAUGGCUCUCCACAAUUUAGUUAGGCGCAGACUUGUUCUGCGCCAUUUGGGUUUAGGAUGAGUUGGAAAAAAAAAAUGAGCGUUAGAGUGAAAUUUUCUCUAAAUCAAAUAUGUUGUAGAACACGAUUUCUAGGAUUUAAAAAAAAAAACCGAAUAUCAUUACUCGAGCCGUUUUCGAGAUACGGUGGCUCAAAGGGAUACGGUAGAACCCUUCGAAAAUCUAUAUCUUGACAAAAAUUCGACGAAACUCAACCAAAGUUUGUAAUAAGGUGCAAAAGAAAUUUAUGUAAUUUUGUAAAAAAAUGUAUUUACUCAUGCUUGCUCAUUAUUGCUCAUAUUAGAGGAUUUUUCUCAAAAUAAUCGAAACCAGUGUAUGACGUUGCGGUCCGGCGUUUUGUCUCGCUUCUAUCAACACUACAAAAAAAAAUACUCUCUCUAUUGAGCCAAACAUGGACUAGGGGAAUUUCCCAUCUAAGACCCGAAAAAUCCAAAAAACAUGUAAUUUUGGGUAAGAUUUCUCCGUUACGGUUACCAUAACGAGGGACAUAUACCAUUCUAGGUCAACUAAAAAAAUUUUUCCUAAAAAAAGUCAUUUUCAAAAAGACCAGGGAGGAGAAGGUUUCGUUUUAGGAUCGCAGUUAAAACACGUUUGAAAUUGUUAAAACUGUAUUUAGGAACUAUAUUUAGAUCCUAAUGAAGAGAUGAUUUCUUAAAAAUAAUUUAUAUAGGAAAGUGUAAAAAAAUUGUAAAAGUUGUAAGUUUCGAGCUUCGAAAAGAAUUGAAGGUAGUAAAUCACUAAGACAUGUUUUUUUCGGACAGUAAAUUUUUUCAAAAUUUGAGAUUUAAUUUCCAUAUCCAUGGACAUGUGUCUUCAGACAUUUUUUCCGCUUUCAGCACAUUAAAAUAUUUAAAGGCAUCCUGCCGAUGCCAACAAAACUCGGGAAACCCAAUCGCCAUCGUGGAGGAACCACGAAACAAAAGGAUUUGGGUUUCCCCCGGAGUUUUUCAACAUUUAAUCUACCUGAACUCAACAAAAGUUUGAAAAUUCAAUUCAUCGAAAAUUUUUUCACUGAAAAACAUAUUCCUAAAUUGUUUGCCAAAAAAACUUGAGUUUUUCUGUCAUUAAAAGCUUUAUUAAUUGAGGCCUCAAAAGGUUAGACAUUCGAGUUAAUCAAAAUAUGAUUUUUGAAGCUUAUUUUCAUGAUGAUGAUUAAUUAAUUUUCAGUAAGGCACACAAUUUGGGAAUAUGUUUUUCAGUGAAAAAAUUUUUGAUGAGUUGAAUUUUCAAACUUUCGUGGCUCCUCCACGAUGGCGACUGGGUUGUCUUUUCUUUCUCUGACAGCUACUCCUUUUUUAAAAUCUCCGAAAUUAUGUUUUAACAUUCGUAUGAUUCGAACAAUUUUCUAAGGUCGAGUUAUGGCUUUAAUUAGACUCACUCCACCACAGCUAUAUUUUGCUCUACUUUCGACUAUAGUUCAUUAUUUGGCCUUUUCAUAUGUAUCACCCCCUCCGUUUCUCAUGAUUUUUUCUCAUUCUUUUACUCAACGAAUUCAUCGUUUUUAGCUGUAACUUCCAAAAAAAAACUUGACUGCUCUUUCGGAUUAAUGCAGAAACAUCGAUUCUGAUGUUGCGGCGCCCUUUAGUCGUAAAAAAAAGUUUGAGAACCGAAACGGCUACAUGUUAGUUCGUUGAUAUUUUUUUGCUUUACUAUUUCUUUUUCAAUUUUGUCGCGUGAUAACCGAUUGGGAAGGAACAUUUAAAAGGAAAUGAAGAGCGUUAUGCGUAUACAUUUUAAUCACAAUAUGAGCUGUUACUGUUUAAUGUUUUUUGUUAAAGUCGAAAGGGUAAAACUUACAGUCGGAAGAAGAAACUCUUGUGGAACGAACCGUCAAGCUCAAUCGACAAGGAGAAGCUGCAGUCGUUUUUAAAAAUGAUGAACUCAAGCGCCACAAACUGCUCCAUGUCCGUUCAACCUACUCAAGCGAAUGAUCGAAUAAUUAUUUGCUUUAAAGGACUAUGGCGGUGGAAGUGUUCGUAUUAUCGCGACGGUCACCGAAGAUUUGACAGAGACGCAGAGAAACGCGACGCAUCAUGUAGGACUGUUUGAAAAGAUUCUUCUAAAUUCUGAUGCUGUUUGAAAAGAUCUAUCUAAAGUCUGAAACAAACUCUUUCAAGGGGAAAUGCGAAAAGACAACAUUUUCAAUCAGAAAUUCAAACAAUAAAUCUCGUAUCAGAUGAAAAUCGUAAAAAUUCCAUUUUGCAUAACUUUCAAUUACUCUGAGAGAAGGGCUUCCAAGGGUCUGUAGGAUGACCCAUUCAAAAAUUUAGAGUGUUUGUCUUAAUGCGCUUCUGCGCAGGUCCAGUCUCCAAGAUUUCUACCAGGAACAUCAAAAAGCCAACUGGUCAACUUUUAGGAAAUUCUCAACCGAUAAGAAGUGAUCACCCUUGUUAAAACAUCAGAAAAAAUAAAUCAAAGCGCCAGAUGAGGCGAAUACCCCACUUUUAUUGUUUAUUUUCGUCUCUGAUUGAUGAAAAAUGUUAGUAGCAUUGGCCAACGUCCUAAAAGUUUAGAUCUCAACCUAUCGUGAGGAGGUAAAGCUGGACUUAGAGAAGCAGGGCGACACUUUCAAGCCUGGCCUCACUUACAGCGUUGUGGUGGCGCUGAAACAGAUGGAUGAUACUCCGGUGAAAGCAUCGCUGCCUCGCCGGGUUCAGGUUCGUUCGAAGCUAAAACGGAUCUGAACAGUUUCAACGAAAUUUGGGGGAGUCUUGAAAAAAACAAUUUUUUCGACCUCUGAAAAGAAGUAUUUAGAAGAUUGUUUCCUUUAGGGCUCAGAAGCGUUACUAAUCUCAAGAGAACACCUAAUAAGAAGCCGCUUUUUCUUAUAUUUUUUUCUCUUUUAUGAUAGUUUUUCGAUAAAUUUCAGUUUUUAUGACUUUGAAAAAAAUUAUUUGAACGCAUAAAUUCAUUAUCUUUUCCUAUGUCUGCCUCUUAUACGUGUGAUAGUCUUGGUGGGACCUAAAAAAAGGGAGGACCUUGGCAAAAAAAACAGGAAAAGAGGGUUGGCAAAAACCUUUUUAAAAAAAUCAAAAAAAUCAUUUUUGUAAAGUGCUUGGCAUUGAGUGAAGGGGGGGCAGGGGCUUGGCUGUCGCCAGUCAUGCUCAUCCCAUGUUUGCUGUCUCUCAAAAUCUAUUGUUUCUGCUUUUCUUUCGUCAAAAUGUUUUAACUCGAUUUCUUGGUUUCACUAAUGAGGAGAAUUAGAUGAGUUACAUGGAAUUAUUAAAAAUGAAUUAACGAAAAGUGAAUAAAGUCGCCAAAUACAGUAUCGCUCAAAAGUCUAUUAACUUUUUGGUUUUUUUGAGGAUAUCUCAGCGAGUACUCAUCCGAUUUAUAUAUAACUUUCAGGGAUAAUGUAAAAUAUACUUUGAAACAUAUACGGUAUACAAAGACAUGUCCGCAAUGACUGUGACGCGUUUUAGGCAUUUUUUUAUUGAAUUCCAUUUUUUUGUUUUUUUAUGCUUUUUAUUUUUUUAUUUAUUUUUUUAUUAAAUUUUUUUAAAAUUAAUAAUGUUGCCAUAUGAUUUUUUUCAUGUUUUUCAGACAUGGGAAGAACCUUUGGAAAUAAGAAUUUGACUGAUAACGACAAAAGAGCCAUCGUUGUGGGUCGUCAAAAUGGACUGACCAUGAUGACGUUGGCAGGAAUGUUCGGCGUGACAAAGGCGGGCAUUUCUCAGUUCCUAAAGCGUCAGAAAGCUCAAGAUGGCUCUACUAACAGCCAACGCACUGGAAGAACACGUGUCACUGAUCGUAAUGACGAUAGGAACAUUUUGAAGACGUCUAGAACCAAUCCAAGACUCACCGCCCCUGCGAUCAGACGGGAAGUUUUCUUGAAUUCGCCAUCUCCGCCAUCCGUCUCGACCGUGAAACGACGUCUGAAUGCUGCUGGAAUCAUGGGAAGACGUCCAGUGAAGAAACCGCUGAUUUCUGAAAAGAAUCGAGUCGCCAGGGUGAAGUGGGCGAAGGAGCAUCUCAACUGGACCCGUCAAGACUGGAACAAGAUUCUGUGA
Molecule: messenger RNA, 31292 nt
Organism: Caenorhabditis auriculariae
Lineage: Eukaryota; Metazoa; Nematoda; Chromadorea; Rhabditida; Rhabditidae
Source: the annotation of a GenBank genome assembly